Cyprinodon variegatus (sheepshead minnow) is the source of this 625-nucleotide messenger RNA. RefSeq names its product probable U3 small nucleolar RNA-associated protein 11. Bases 138 to 590 code for a protein of 150 amino acids. Lineage: Eukaryota; Metazoa; Chordata; Actinopteri; Cyprinodontiformes; Cyprinodontidae. Gene Ontology annotation, cellular component: nucleolus; small-subunit processome. The transcript has 4 exons. The record is from RefSeq and is a predicted model, not a curated record. Gene Ontology annotation, biological process: rRNA processing.
ACCACGUGUUUCGCUCACAUAGGAAGGAACGGGUCCAAAGAAACAGUUAGCUUUCUCUGUUUCUGCGAUAUAAAAGUUCCCAUUUAUCUAUUUUGACGGUGUUUGGCGGGGCAUAGGUUUUUAAACACUACCUAACCAUGUCUUCAUUCAGGAAAGCGCUGAAGUCCAAACAGAGGAACCACCAUGAGAGAUCUCAGCUCGUUUCCAGGAAAACGUUGGGUUUGUUGGAGAAGAAGAAGGACUACAAACUCCGAGCAGAUGACUAUCACAAGAAACAAAACACUCUUGCUGCUCUGCGAAAAAAAGCUAUGGAGAAAAACCCGGAUGAGUUUUACUUCAACAUGAUCAGCUCCAAACUAGAGGAUGGAGUUCAUGUGAUGAAGAAAACAGAGGAAGAGGUGACAGAGGAGCAGAAGAAAGUGAUGAGGACGCAGGACAUCAAAUAUGUGGAGAUGAAACGUGUAGCAGAGGCCAAGGUGUGUCAGCUGUUCCAACAGGCUGUAUUACAGAUACAAGUUGAUAAAGUGCUUUUUUUUAUUGGAAAGGUAAUGUUUAAUUAUAGAUGUAAAGCAUAUUUUUGCAAAAACUAAAUGUUCUCAGAAAAUUCAGGAUAUUACAUGACGAG